Synchiropus splendidus (mandarinfish) is the source of this 1412-nucleotide messenger RNA. Its product is annotated as C-C chemokine receptor type 7-like. Gene Ontology annotation, cellular component: membrane. Lineage: Eukaryota; Metazoa; Chordata; Actinopteri; Syngnathiformes; Callionymidae. The transcript is spliced from 3 exons. The coding region runs from base 193 to 1317 and encodes 374 amino acids. Gene Ontology annotation, biological process: immune response; G protein-coupled receptor signaling pathway; chemotaxis. Gene Ontology annotation, molecular function: C-C motif chemokine 19 receptor activity; chemokine (C-C motif) ligand 21 binding; chemokine (C-C motif) ligand 19 binding. The record is from RefSeq and is a predicted model, not a curated record.
UUAUUUAUUGUUUGAAUCCGUCUUGGUUGAAUGCAACACUUCAAAUGAGCCAAUUUACAUACGCGGUAGAAGCGGUUUCAAGCCGCGCAUCGCUCUUCUCAUGUGACACGAGCGUUUCUGUUGAGGAGGGGGAGACAAGAAAAGACAUCAAACUACAGACCUCAACCCUUCAGUCAACUUCCCCGAACCAAGAUGUCUCCAGUCAGUGGUGUUCUGCACGCUUCCCUGACAUGCCUCAUUGUUUUCAAGCUCGCCAUGUGUCAGGAUGCUGAGCCUGUCACUCCGAUGAAUGACACCGACUACAGCUCCACCACCUUCGACUACAGCGACUUCUCAAUGGUGUGCGAGAAGGAAGAGAACCGGCAGUUCCGUCGCUGGUUCAUGCCCAUCUUCUACCCGCUCAUCUGCUUGGCGGGGCUCGCGGGAAACCUGCUGGUCGUCGUCACCUUUUACCGCUUCAGUCGCUUGAAGACCAUGACGGACGUUUACCUGCUGAACCUGGCGAUUGCAGACUGGCUCUUUGCCUUGACGCUGCCUUUCUGGGCUGCCAGCUUGAUCGCUGAAUGGGUGCUGGGUCUGUUCCUUUGCAAGGCCAUGCACACCGUGUAUAAAGUCACGUCCUACUGCAGCAUGUUCCUGCUGUCUUUCAUCAGCAUGGACCGCUACUUCGCCAUCUCCAAAGCCGUGUCAGCUCAUCGCCGCCGCUCGCAGGCCGUGUUCCUCAGCAAAGUGUCCUCAGCUGUCGCCUGGCUGAUGGCGAUGAUCUUCUCAAUACCAGAGAUGACCUACACCACCAUCAACAACCACACGUGCACACCGUUCUCAAGCAGCAGCGACCCGCUUCGUAUCGGCAUCCAAACCAGCCAGGUUGUCGUGGCGUUCAUGAUCCCGCUGUUGGUCAUGAUUGUUUGUUACAGCAGCAUCGUCCAAACCUUGUACCAGGCACGCAGCUUCGAGCGGAACAAGGCCAUCAAAGUAAUCCUCGCCGUGGUUGUUGUCUUUGUGGUCUGUCAGGUGCCCUAUAAUGUGGUCCUCUUCUGGUCCACGAUGGUGGUCGUGACAGACGACGUCAAAGAAUGCGGCAAAGAGAACAAGUUGCUGUAUGCCAGUGACGUCACCCAGUGCUUGGCCUUCCUCAGGUGCUGCCUGAACCCCUUCCUUUACGUGUUCAUCGGCGUCAAGUUUCGCCACGAUCUUCUCAAACUUCUGAAGGAAUUCGGGUGCCUGAGCCAAGAGAGGUUCUUCAAGUACACAUGCGGCAGGAAGUGGAGCGCAGGUGCCAACGAGACUGACACCACCACCACAUUUUCGCCGUAAACAAAUCAAAACCACUGAGGCACAACAUGCAUGAAUGCAUUGCUAAUGUCUGGUUUCUUUGAAUGUCACUGUAUAUAACACAAUUACGUCAGAAU